AUGAUAAGAACUCCUGUUAUUAGGGUAGCGGCCAUAGGUAUAGCACUAUUGGUGUUAUAUCUGCUUUCGGUGUUUUUGAGGCCUCAGGUUGUUUAUAUAGAUAAAGCUACGAAUGAAAUCGUGAAAGACUUCCAGGGCAGCGAUAUGGACGGCCCUAACAACGUUGUGGUAGAUACUCCGAGAAAAAUUCAAACUCCGAUAAAGAAUAACGAUAAGGAACAGGAACAAGCGCAUAUACAGAUUGAGGAGGCAGAAAUUGACGAAGCUACUGGCCAAGUCGUGAGUGACUCGAGCGCAAGUAAUGAUCAGGUUGCCGCUGUAAAUGAGGUAUAUCCUGGAGAACGGGUCAAAGCGACGUUUGUGACGUUGGCCAGAAACUCAGAAUUGUACGACUUAAUCAAGUCUGUGAGACGAGUGGAGGAUCGGUUCAACCGUAAAUUCAACUACGAUUGGGUGUUUUUGAACGACGAGCCAUUCACCGACGAAUUCAAGAACUUGACCACGUCGAUUGUAUCAGGAAAAACCAAAUAUGGGUUGAUUCCCAAGGAACAUUGGUCAUACCCCGAUUGGAUCGACAUGGACAAGGCAGCGGAAUCGAGGAAGGCCAUGAAAGCUGCCGGUAUCAUCUACGGUGACUCAGAAUCGUACAGACACAUGUGUCGGUUUGAGUCGGGUUUCUUCUGGCAAAAUCCGUUGUUAGAUGAGUACGAUUGGUAUUGGAGAGUCGAGCCUGGCAUCCAAAUCCACUGCGACUUGGACUACGAUCUUUUCAAGUACAUGGAGGACAACAACAAGGUGUACGGAUUCACGAUUUCGAUCUACGAGUUUGAAAAGACGAUUGCAUCGUUAUGGGGCCACGUCAAGGACUUCAUCAAGAUGAACCCUCAAUACUUGGCGGAAGACAACCUCAUGGACUUCAUUUCCGACAACAAGGGUGAAACGUACAAUUUGUGCCAUUUCUGGUCCAACUUCGAGGUGGCCUCGUUGAAAUUCUGGCGUUCGCAGGCAUACAGAGACUUUUUCGACUACUUGGACAAAACUGGAGGCUUCUUCUACGAGAGAUGGGGCGAUGCCCCAGUCCAUUCGAUUGCUGCGGCCCUUUUCCUUUCCAAGGACCAGGUUCACUACUUCGAAGACGUUGGCUACAACCACGGAGUGUACACUCAAUGUCCGCUUAAUUCUCAAUUCAGAUACGACCAUAAGUGCCACUGUGACCCCAAGUCUGACUUCACCUUCAGGGGCUACUCAUGUGGUACCAGGUACUACGACGUUAUGAAGAAAGAAAAACCAAAGGAAUGGGUGAAUUAUACCUAG
This is a messenger RNA of Debaryomyces tyrocola, 1314 nucleotides long. The record is from the annotation of a GenBank genome assembly. Lineage: Eukaryota; Fungi; Ascomycota; Pichiomycetes; Serinales; Debaryomycetaceae.